Messenger RNA from Agrilus planipennis (emerald ash borer), 5415 nucleotides. Its product is annotated as wings apart-like protein homolog. The transcript is spliced from 11 exons. Gene Ontology annotation, biological process: regulation of chromosome condensation. The record is from RefSeq and is a predicted model, not a curated record. Lineage: Eukaryota; Metazoa; Arthropoda; Insecta; Coleoptera; Buprestidae. The coding region runs from base 428 to 4327 and encodes 1299 amino acids.
AUAUACAAUUAAAUUACAAUAUGGAGGUAUGUUUGUGAUAAUCUCUCUAUUAAAAUUUUGUGUUUACAAGGAGUUAAAUUCAACAUUUUUUAAGAUAACUCAUGAUUAAAACAGAUAAUCGAAUCUUAUUAACUGUUGCAGCCUAGGUGAUAACUGUUUAAAGGCACAUUUAAUAAUUUAUACCUGCAAUUUAUUAUUUUUGUAUGGACUUAAUGUCAACAGUGUAUGAAGAAGCUAUUUGGAUGUGUAAUUAAAUAUUGGAGAAUGUUCUGAAUUUUUAGUAUAAUUAAUUAAAACGAACAGGAAUAAUCGCUUGAUAUUAUAUUCUUUAUAGUAGUCAAAUUUAAAAAUGAACUGCUCAGUGAAAUAAUUUAUUUACUAGUUGGAAUGUGGUUUAAAUGCCUGGUGCAUACAUAAGAAUAAAAGAAUGUCACGGGGAUAUGGAAAGUACAGAAGAGGAAACUGCCAAGCCAGCUUCCACUUUGAAAAAUUAUUUAAAGAAAAUAGCAAUUGCCCUUCUGCUGCUCGAUCUGCAGGGACAGUUGGGAAAUGGGGCAUAACUUCAUUUACCUCAAUUCGAGCUUUAAAUGAAAAGGCUGCAGAGCAGAAUGCUUCAGUUCCAAAGCCGAAGAAGUUCUUUAAAAGCCGUGAUUCUGGGUCACAAGAGUCUACUCCAGCUAUUUACAAUGAAACUACAAAACCUUAUGGUUCCACUACAAAAAGGCCAAAACUCAGUACUUCCUCCGAUUCCGAGCCUUCCAAUAAAUCCCCCCCGAUCGAGCCUAGCCGUAAAUUUUUUGUUUCAAAAACGGGUAAUUCAAAAGACAGUAAAACAGUACUCACCUCCAAUUCCCUUAAUAAUGUUAAACGGGACGAUACCAAACCUCCCAUUGUACUUAGAAUUUGUAGAGGUAAAUCACAAUUACUCAGCGACUCAGAGGAGUCGGAAACUACAGUGACCCCCACUAGUACCCCCUCAACCUCUGCUGUAACUUCUCCUAGAAGUACGAGUCAAAAAUCUCCAGGGAGCAUUCGUGUCACUAGGUCUACCAGACGAAGUAUGCAACAGGAUCCUAGCAGCAGUCCUGCCACUGCCGAUACGCCAGCUGAUACAUUCGGUUCAUUAAUAUUUUCUCCUAAAAAGGACAUAGACUUGUCACCACAGUACAUUCCAGCAGAGAAAUAUGAGCAAGAGAGAAAAGCGAUGUAUGCCAGUCUUCUGGGAACGACAGAACCAGUGUUUGAGCAACAUUAUCCCCUCUCAGAAACUAAUCAGGUAGAAUUGAAUGGUCUGGAAUGUAAAGAAAAAGAAAAUUUAGUGCCUGUAAGUAAUGAAUCAAAAAAUUCGGAACAAGCAAACGAUUCUUUCGAGAGUAAUACUGAAAUUAAAUUUGUGUCGAAUGAUGCAAAUGUGGAUUUGGUGCCUAUGGAAUUAGAAACUGAAGACAAUGCUCCACACACAGAAGAAUCGACAGAUAAUGCUAAGCAAGCAGCUAUUCCGAAAAUUAGUAUUAUCGUUAAAUCUGGGGAAAUUCGGACGAGAAGGCAGAAAGAAGCGGGUCUCUCAGAACAUAAAACUUUCGAAAUAAAACUAAAAGACAAAGGGGUGGACGACAACUAUUCCCAAGACGAUGAUAUCUCUAAAGAAAUCGACGUCCCAAAAGAAGAAAAUGACAGCCCCAACACAGUAAUCGAAACAAAGACGUAUGAAAAGAGACAACGUAAGCCUAAAGACGAAAAGGAAGAGGAAACUGUGAAAACAUACUUGAGAACUCGAAAACAAAAAGAAAAGAAAGAUGUAGAGUUGGAGCUGCCUGAGAAGAAACUAAAAGACGAAAAAGAUGAAGAAACUAAAACAUAUGAAAUGCGCACUAGAAAACAAAAAGAAGAGAAAGAAGAAACUACUGCUGUUAAUGAAACAAUUCCAGCUACUGCAACUACCACAAGAACCUAUACACGCACUAGAAGACAGAAAGAAGUCAACCCAAAAGACGAAAUUACUUUCCAACCUGAAGAAACGAAAACUUAUGAAACAAGAAUUCGAAGACAGAAAGAUGAAGUUAAAGAAGAUCACGCGAAUACUGUAAGUAAAGAAGACAAGAAUGAAGCAAAGCCUAAAAAGCAAAAAGAGGACAAAGAUGAAGUAAACGAAUUUACAUUCUCUGACGAUCCUGCUCAAUCUACUGACAAAGAGGAGAAUGCAUCACAAAUAAAAGAAAAAGGUGAAGAGUCGAAAUCAGCGCCGUCAGUUGAAGAAAUUAAAAGUUCAAUAUAUGAACGUAGACUUACUCGAAACGCUUUAAGAUCGAAAACGUCGAGUGAUGAAUGUAAAUCACCAGAAAAAAGUACCGAUGAUAGUCAGGCCCCUGUUAAAAUAGUUAUUUCUAAAAAGAAAGGCAGCAUUUUUAAAAGUAGAUCAAUGGUCACAACAGACGCUGGAAAGAAAAGACGUGCCCUCUACAAGCAUAAAUGGUCAGACGAUAGUAAAGAAACUGCUUCUAAAACAGAAGAAGAAGGUACUCCAAAAAGCAAAGAAGAUACUGCAGCUUCCGGUUUCGAGUUUGAAGAUGGUCCCCUUGUCAGGUUGCCAAAUAAUAAUGGAGACGGAGAUAUCGAUAGAGCCACGACUGUUAAAUGUACAAAAAAUGAUAAGGGAUUUUAUACAGUUGUUCGCAAUGUUAAGAAGGCCCAUCAAAUACAAGAAAUAGGCGAAUUUCAGGAGUUCAACGAUGAUGUUGAGUACAUCCUUGACGCUUUGCAAGACAACAAUCCCAUAAGCACGCGUUGCCUUUCAGCGAUUACGUUAGCUUCGAAAUGUAUGGUACCAGCAUUUCGAAUGCACGUAAGAGCCCAUGGAACAGUUGCCAAGUUCUUUAAAGCCCUACACGACGCCACAAAAGAUCAGAGUUUAGGUCUUUGUACUGCUACGGUUAUGUUCGUGUUGAGCCAAGAUCGUCUAAAUAUGGAUUUAGAUAGAGACUGUUUGGAAUUGAUGCUGAAUCUUUUAGAGUCCGAUGUGAGCUACCAACAGGCCUUGGAUGUGUGCGGCUUGAGUUCAGCGCAACUCGAAAAGAACAAGCAAAAAGUUAAAGAACUCUGUUCAGAAAUUCAAAGUCAGGGACAUGCUAAACAUUUAAAUUUAGAUAAUAUAACAGUGGGACAAUUGGCCAUGGAAACUCUUUUGAGUUUAACUUCAAAAAGAGCAGGAGAAUGGUUCAAAGAAGAGCUACGUGAACUUGGAGGUUUAGAACAUAUAAUAAAAACAAUUUAUGAAUGUUGUCGGCAAGUAUCAGAUUACGUUGUUACAUGGACUGAUGCCCUUUUGGACAAAUUGCGCAAAAUUGAUAGGUGCAUGAGAGUACUCGAAAAUGUUACUUACGAUAAUGAAGAAAAUCAAGUGUACAUUUUAAAGUAUAAGGAUGGAAUGAUCCUAGAGACUCUUGUGCAGUUGUACAGGCUGUGCGAUUCCGAAAUCCCCUUGUAUCCCGUCACUGACGUAAGCGAUAAAGAAUCGACAGGUUCUAUUAUCAGGGAAGCUCUUCUUGUUACUCUGAAAGUAUUAAUUAAUCUCACACAUCACUUUAACAGUAAUUCAUUUGGUGGAGCCUUAAUAGGAUCUCAGCCUGGUAUUAUAGAAGCUAGCCUUCAUCUCUUGCUUCAAGUUCCGCAUUACAUACCUGACCAAAAGAAAUUUGAACUUGGAGUACUGGUUCUUAUGUUACUUAUAAACUUAAUACAGGACAAUGAUGCCAAUAAAAAACUCUUAGUGGAAGCCAAGGCGCCCGCAGAAUUUGAGAGUGCCUAUGCAUGUGAUAAAAGUGCUGUGGAAGCCCUCAUUGCUCAAUUUUACCAGUGGGAAGAGUGUGCCAGGGUGGCAGAAAAAAGAACGGACGCCAUUCUGGACGGGGAGAAAGACGGAGAGACGCAAAACGUCCAAAAGUCGAAUGAAGAAUUCAUUGAAGAGACUGUGGCAAAAUUACUUCAGAAGGCUGGUAUUCAUAUGGAGUUUACCUUCCUAGCCUCGUAUAUAGUGAUGCUAAUGGGAUUUUUGAUCAUGAACAAUUCUGAGUAUGAAACCAUUGUGAGGACCUUUUUGAAAGAUAACAACUUUUCGACGAUGGUUGAUCUGUUAAACAAGUUCUUCAAGUUUAUGAAUCUCACUGCCUCGUCGGGCGCUUCUAGUGUGUGUGCAAUGAAAGCCACGGAGAAAGUAUUAAAGUACUUGGAAGAUUGUGACAGACUACAAGAAGAAAAAACGAAAGUGGACAAAGAGAACACCACCACGUCUUCGGAGUGUAUGGAUCUCAGUUAUUCGGUAGUCCAUUAGUUCUUCGCCGUAAAAUGAGUAGGAUUAGUUGGUAAAUGCAUUUUGUUUCUUUAUUAUCCUUUUCCUGUUUUCUUUUUUUUACUCCCAUUCCUGUAGACAGUAGGGUGAUCAACAUUUGCAGUAUUUUUAUAAUUAUUAAACGAUAUAAAAUAACUGUACAGAUUUUACUACUUGCAACAAGACAAUUUAAAUGUGAUAUACAGUUAUUAAUUUUUGUUACUUAUUAACAAUAAAUUAAUAUGAUUCUUCCAGAAACACCAGUGAUAUAUUUAAGAAAACGAAAAUAUACUCUUAAAUGUAAAGUCGAUAAUAGUAUGUAAAUGGCUCCCAUAACAGUGAGUUUAAUAGGUUUGCUAAAAAAUAUCUUUUAUUAUUGAAAUGCUCCUAAAUGUUAUCGAUUAUUAGAAUAAAUAUAAGGAACAAUAAGAAAAUGAUAUUUUUUUAGAAAAUUUAUUAACUCACUUAUGGGGCUAUUUUAUCAAGCCUAGCCCUACUUAAUAGAAGAAGCAUAAAAGUUAAUAAGUGAAGCCUUGUUAUAAAGUAUAAAUGUACUAAAUAUCAUUGGCCUUUUUUAGUUUUAAAUGAUUAUUUCGUUCGCAAAAUAUAAGGUCGUUCUUAACAUUACCUAUUUAAUUUUGAAUUGAAUUGGUAAUUAUUUCGACAUUAAUGUGAGUAGCUGUAUUAAUUUUUGUCAAAUGUUGGUUUACACUCAAUGUCUUAUGGGAAGAGAGAUCUUCGCGAUUAUAAUAAUUAUGACUUUUUCGCAAUAAUUUGUAUAUUACAUUGUUUUUUGAUGACCGAUCUUUUUAGCUAUUGUAAAUAUGUCUUGUUAAUUAUAAGUGACAUUAUUUUGCAACAAGUACCUAAUUAUAAUGUUAAAAUAAAAUCUGUAUUAUCUACCUUUAAAACUUGUACAUAUAAAUUUGAAAAAUUCCACCAGAAUGUAUAGACUAAUUAUUGGUCCUUAUUUAUUAAAUAAUUAUAGUUUUAUAAAUCGCACAUAGUAUGUAAUUGAUUAAUUCAUUUUAUUGUGUAUAAUGGAUUGUUUAUAUUGUGUAAAUACAUUAUGAAGUGUUUCCUUUUUUUAA